Molecule: messenger RNA, 789 nt
Organism: Trichomonas vaginalis G3
Lineage: Eukaryota; Parabasalia; Trichomonadida; Trichomonadidae
Exons: 1
Coding region: 1-789 (262 amino acids)
Source: RefSeq, a predicted model, not a curated record
AUGAAUGGGGGAGCUAUCUCUCUAAUUUCAUAUAAUAUUGAAAGUGAAAUUCAAUAUUCUCUAUUUUCUGAAUGUUCCUCAUCUUUAGAAGGAGGAGCAGUUUAUAUUAAGAAACUUAAUACUAAUUUUACAAAUAAUAUUUUUAGAUCUUGCUUUUCUUCAUUAAAAAGUAAUGAUAGAUAUGGAAAUGCAAUUUAUAAUGAAGAAUCACUGUCUGAUUUGAAUGAAUCUUCAUUUUUGUCAUGUGGCCCUGAUAAAAAUAGAAGAAGUGAUAGUUGUGUUUUUAUGAAAGGAAAUAAAUUUAUAUCUAUGUUAAAUAAUGGAACUAAUAACUAUGGCAGUGGAGGGAGUGGCUUAGUUAGUUUCCGAUCUGCUCUUACAGGAACAUUUGUUAAAUUUAAUCAAGUUUAUAAAUGCUUUGAUCACUAUUUUAUUGAGAUUAUACUUUGCUCAUAUAAUGCUACCUACAGUAAUUAUAUUGAUGCUUCAGAACAACAAUAUAUUUUUUAUGUUGGCAUUGGAACAGCAAAUUUUGAGAAUUGUAUAUUUUUAAACUUAUCUGGUAAAACAAUAGAGAAUUCACAGGGCUCUUAUAAAUUUACAGACUGUUUUUCAAAUGAUAAAACAUCAUUUAUGUCUCAAUCUUCUUUCCCUACUACUCAUAAAAUUGAUAUUGUAAUUAAAGAUUGCAAUAGUAAAAAAUCUUGCUCAUUAAUUCAUCGAGACCUAAAUUUCAUACACUUUUCUAAUUUGAUUCUUUAUUUAUCUAUUCAUCUUAUUGUUGAAUAA